Molecule: messenger RNA, 2045 nt
Organism: Chaetomium fimeti
Lineage: Eukaryota; Fungi; Ascomycota; Sordariomycetes; Sordariales; Chaetomiaceae
Product: general substrate transporter
Exons: 6
Coding region: 120-1820 (566 amino acids)
Biological process (GO): carbohydrate transport; transmembrane transport
Cellular component (GO): membrane
Molecular function (GO): carbohydrate:proton symporter activity
Source: RefSeq, a predicted model, not a curated record
CCUUCACCCGACCGCCCUCUUGGAUCGAACAAGAACACCAACCCGGGAUCAACACCGGGCCGUCGACAGAGUCACGUACGCAUCACCGCCAGAUCUAACCGGAGAACACACCAGUCAACAUGGGCGCCGGAGGUGACGCCGGCGGCGGCUUCUACGAUGCCGCGCUGCACAAGCGCCAGGCCAUGAUGGGCAAGAGCGGCCCCGCGGCGCUCUGGAAGAACUUCCGCGUCUUCCGCAUCGCCGCCUUCGCCUGCAUCGGUGGUGUGCUGUACGGUUACAACCAGGGCAUGUUCUCGGGCGUUCUGGCCAUGCCGGCCUUCGGCAAGCACAUGGGCGACUACACCGAAAACGACACGAAGAAGGGUUGGCUGACGGCUAUUCUGGAGCUGGGCGCUUGGCUCGGGACCCUUCUCUCGGGUUUCCUUGCCGAGGUGCUGUCGCGAAAGUACAGUGUCAUCGUAGCCUGCACCGUGUUCAUCAUUGGUGUUAUUGUCCAGGCUACCGCUGUUAGUGUUGGACCCAAUGCUAUUCUGGCUGGCCGUUUUGUGACUGGUAUGGGUGUCGGAAGUCUCGCCAUGAUCAUCCCCAUCUACAACUCCGAGGUUGCGCCCCCCGAGGUGCGCGGAGCUCUGGUGGCGACACAACAGCUGGCCAUUUGCUUUGGUAUUAUGAUCAGCUUCUGGAUUGACUACGGCACCAACUACAUUGGAGGCACUGGGGAUGGGCAGACCGACGCAGCAUGGCUAAUCCCGAUUUGCUUGCAGCUCGCCCCCGCCCUCCUCCUCCUCGUCGGCAUGCUCUUCAUGCCCUUCUCGCCCCGUUGGCUAAUUCAUCAUGGGCGGGAGGAGGAAGCGCGCAAGGUUCUGGCAGACCUCCGCGGCCUGGACGCCGACCACGAGCUCCUCGAGAUCGAGUUCCUCGAGAUCAAGGCGCAGUCGCUGUUCGAGAAGCGCUCCAUCGCCGAGAUGUUCCCCCAGCUCCGCGAGCAGACCGCCUGGAACAUCUUCAAGCUGCAGUUCGUCGCCAUCCGGAAGCUCUUCCAGACCAAGGCCAUGUUCAAGCGUGUCAUUGUUGCGUCCGUGACUAUGUUCUUUCAGCAGUGGACCGGCAUCAACGCGGUCCUGUACUACGCCCCCUUCAUCUUCGAGCAGCUCGGCCUCGACCUCAACACCACCUCGCUCCUCGCGACCGGCGUGGUUGGCAUCGUCAUGUUCGUCGCCACCAUCCCCUCCGUCCUCUGGAUCGACCGCGUGGGCCGCAAGCCGGUGCUCACGAUCGGCGCCAUCGGCAUGGCAACGUGCCACAUCAUCAUCGCGGUGCUGGUGGCCAGGAACAUCGACAACUGGAAGGAGCACCCGGCGGCCGGCUGGGCGGCCGUGUGCAUGGUGUGGCUGUUCGUCAUCCACUUCGGCUACUCGUGGGGCCCCUGCUCGUGGAUCAUCGUGGCCGAGAUCUGGCCGCUCAGCACCCGGCCCUACGGCGUGGCGCUGGGUGCCUCCAGCAACUGGAUGAACAACUUCAUCGUCGGCCAGGUCACCCCCGACAUGCUGACGGGCAUCCCCUACGGCACUUAUAUCCUCUUCGGCUUGCUGACCUACCUUGGCGCCGCCUUUAUCUGGUUUAUCGUGCCGGAGACCAAGCGGCUGACGCUGGAGGAGAUGGACGUCGUCUUCGGUUCCGAGGGCACGGCAGCGGCCGAUUUCGAGCGCAUGGAGGAGAUCAACAACGAGAUCGGUCUCAACCAGAUCCUGCGCGGCGAGAGUGGUGUCGUUGCGUCUGGCUCGGAUGCCGAGAAGACCAAGCUUGACCAGGGUGUUUAAGACCUGAUUGAUAUACCCGAUAUUCCCUCGUUUUUGGAUGAGGAAAGGAUUUGCUUUCUUAGGGGUUGUUUUGGCCAUCGCUUAGCAAUGUAACAACGCGACUUUGACGCGAGGUUAUCACCAGUACUUCAGAGUUUGUCUCUUUGGGGAUACCUCCAUUUCAGAGUUUACUUUUUCGCAUGUGAUGAAUGAAGAAAACUGUGCUCAUAUGCCGCUUGGUCUCAA